GUCGGCGGCUUCUUUGAAUCAUCACAUUAAUUCUGCUCAUUUUGUUAACGGGGAAUUGGUUGGCAUUAAUUGUUUCUUCAACCAUAUAAUAAUUACAACAAAAAUUGUAAUCAUAAAAUGUCGUGCUGCGGUGGUGGGGAGCUAGAGGACUACAGCGGGCCGGCUAAUCAGAGCACCGCCCCUCCUAAGGCCGGCCACCCCUAUCACGGUGGCACCGGUGGUGCCAGUGAAAGAGAGCCAAGGUCUUCUGGGGCUAUGAGAAAUGGAGCACCUCAGAAAGUUCUUCCCAUUGAGACACCGGUGAUGCGUUUGGAUGAGCUGAAUAAGCUAACGGGCAAUUUCGGUCAAAAGGCUUUGGUUGGUGAAGGCUCAUACGGCCGUGUUUUCUCUGCAACUUUGAGCAGUGGCCAACAGGUUGCAAUAAAGAAGCUGGACACCAGUUCCUCACCAGAGCCAGAUUCUGAGUUUGCCGCGCAGUUGUCAACAGUUUCAAGACUCAAGAAUGAUCAUUUUGUGGCUCUUCUUGGGUAUUGUCUUGAGGCAGAUAACCGGAUCCUUGUAUAUGAGUUUGCCACCUCGGGAUCUUUGCACGAUGUUUUACAUGGAAGGAAAGGGGUGCAAGGGGCAGAGCCAGGUCCAGUCCUUGCUUGGAAUCAGAGAGUAAAGAUUGCUUAUGGGGCAGCAAGAGGUCUGGAAUAUCUGCACGAAAAGGUUCAGCCCCCCAUUGUUCAUCGCGAUAUCAGAUCCAGCAACGUUCUCCUCUUUGAGGAUUUCACAGCAAAACUUGCUGAUUUCAACUUGACAAACCAGUCCUCUGACACAGCUGCCCGGUUGCAUUCCACUCGCGUCUUGGGAACUUUUGGCUACCAUGCUCCAGAGUAUGCAAUGACGGGACAGAUUACUCAAAAGAGCGAUGUUUACAGUUUCGGAGUUGUCCUCUUAGAACACUUGACAGGAAGGAAGCCAGUUGAUCACACCAUGCCCAAAGGGCAACAGAGCCUUGUCACAUGGGCGACGCCAAGAUUGAGCGAAGACAAAGUGAAACAAUGUGCGGAUCCAAAGCUAAACAAUGAGUAUCCCCCUAAGGCUAUUGCCAAGAUGGCAGCAGUUGCAGCACUGUGUGUUCAGUAUGAGGCCGAUUUUCGUCCCAACAUGACAAUCGUCGUCAAGGCAUUGCAACCGCUUCUCAACUCAAAGCCGGUCACCGGCUCAGAGUCCCAACCAUGACCUUUUUUGUUGAGUCUUCCAAAUCUCAAAUGUUUUUCUUUUUUCUAACUUCCGAAAAGAGAUUUUGCAAAAUUGUUGUCCAAACCAUGUUUCCAUCCUAAUGUUAGCCUAAAUGGAGGAGACUGAAAAGAAAUUACCUUUUGCUCC
This is a messenger RNA of Cuscuta campestris, 1374 nucleotides long. NCBI's taxonomy places the organism in Eukaryota, Viridiplantae, Streptophyta, Magnoliopsida, Solanales, Convolvulaceae. The record is from the annotation of a GenBank genome assembly.